This is a messenger RNA of Diorhabda carinulata, 1059 nucleotides long. RefSeq lists its product as uncharacterized. The transcript has 5 exons. NCBI's taxonomy places the organism in Eukaryota, Metazoa, Arthropoda, Insecta, Coleoptera, Chrysomelidae. Bases 1 to 1059 code for a protein of 352 amino acids. The record is from RefSeq and is a predicted model, not a curated record.
AUGAUAACGGACAGUUUACCUACUACAGUUUUUUGUGAUUUUGCUGAGGCCUUAGAUUGGUUUGAUCAUGAAAUAAUGAUUACCAAACUAGAAAAUUAUGGCAUCCGAGGUGUUCCCUCAAAAAUGUUUGUAUCUUACGUUGAAUGUGGAAAAAAAUUGGUAGGAGCUAACAGUAAAGUUUCAAGUCAAUUGCCAGGAAGCAGUUGUAUGACACCCUGGAGUGGUCUAAAUAUACAAACCUUACAUUUUACCAUAGGCGAAGAUCUCAUUACUACUAAGUCUUGGUCUGACACCAACGGUCUCUGUUUAAACACUAAUAAAACUUUAGUUUCAUCUUAUAAAGGAGCUUCACUAGUUCUAAAAAUCAACAGUGACAUUAUCAUUUUAUUAUUUGUGGGAUAUUCCCAAGCUACAUUUCGGCUAUUUGGCAAAGAUAGUAUCGCAAGUAAAGCAGCAGAUUUUUUGGGCAUGAAUAACCUUAUUAGAGUAGAUGGAGAUGCCCGUGCCAAAGUUUUUGGUAACGAAGUAGGAGUAGAUGCCGCUGUUGGAAUAAGUAAAGACGAAGCUGGUGCACACGCAGGCGGUAACGCCGAUGUUUUAGGACAAAAACUUAAUUUACAUGCUGAUAUCCUCGACGGACAUGAAAUUAGUCAAAGAAUUCAUCAAGUAUAUAGAGACGACAAUGGUCGCCAGUACGUCCUUCAACCCGAUUAUAUUGGAUCAAAAAAAGUUUAUCGAAGAAAAUAUCUUGACGAUGGUGUCUAUUUGGACAAAGGAAAUGAUAAUGGUAGUAAUGGUGCCACCAAUCGAAUAGAUAAGGUAUCAAUAAAUAGUGACAAUCAACCCAAACUCUCUGCUGGUAAAGCAUCAGAAGUUUAUUUUACUGGAAAUAAUGGGAUUCCUAGCAAUCCUGUUGACGAUGAAUCGGUUGUUAUUAGAGGGGACGAUGAUACCGAAUAUUGGGUGAGAGGAAAUAAUGGUAAACUAAUUCGAACCCACGUUAACAAUGAUGAAGCGAUUCCACAACAGAAUGGAGAAUAUUACUAUCACUUUGAGUGA